This is a messenger RNA of Durio zibethinus, 924 nucleotides long. It is a transcript of the gene ATOEP16-4, whose product is annotated as Mitochondrial import inner membrane translocase subunit Tim17/Tim22/Tim23 family protein. NCBI's taxonomy places the organism in Eukaryota, Viridiplantae, Streptophyta, Magnoliopsida, Malvales, Malvaceae. Gene Ontology annotation, biological process: protein insertion into mitochondrial inner membrane. Gene Ontology annotation, cellular component: TIM22 mitochondrial import inner membrane insertion complex. Gene Ontology annotation, molecular function: transmembrane protein transporter activity. The record is from RefSeq and is a predicted model, not a curated record.
AAAACAUUUGAGCUGCCGUCAUUUAAUAAAACAGAAAAACUUCAAAAUAAAAGUAACAGAAAAACUUAGGAAUUUGUAAAUGGAGGAAGAGCUAACCAGCGUCGUUCCAUGUUCUUCCAUCGUCGUUGAAUCGGUCCUUCGUGUCGGAACGGCAGGUGCACUCUGGGGAUUUUGUUCAGCCCCAUAUGAUGCUCGUAAAAAAGGUCUAACCGGCAUUAGUCAAGCCUCAUUUGUGGCAAAAUCUGUUGGCAAAUUCGGCUUCCAAUGCGGACUUGUUGCUGGUAUAUUUGUUAUGACUCGUUGUGGGCUUCAGAGAUAUCGAAAGCAGAAUGACCAGAUAAACACUUUAAUUGCGGGUGCUGUAGCUGGGGCUGCUGUCGCUGCAAGGACAAGAAGCUGGACAAAGAUGAUUGGAAUGGCAUGCAUUGUUUCUGCCUUUAGUGCUGCUGCUGAUUUUUCCAGAACAAAUUGAAUAUCCAGUGGUGAAAUUCCACGUUGGGGAACAAAGUGAUGCUAACUUUCUUACACCAACCAUGAUCUUUAUGGCAUCAGCUAUAUAUUUUUUUUCUUUGCCCUGCACUCUCCACGGAUGUGUUUUGGGAAAUUUCUGAAUAUCUGAUGUUCAUUUCAGAUUAAGCUUACUCUUUAUAACAAUGAAAUGCUUUUUGUUAUUAGUCCUAUGUAGGAUUUUGUUAUAUCCUCAAAGCUUCUAAAGUGGUUCACGCGCAGAGUCAGAUGCUUGUAUUAUUUUCCUUUGCACGUGUAGGCGCAAAAAUCACGCCCCUGAAAUGAAUCAUUGCCAAUGCUAAAUGUUUCUAUUCAAUUUAAAGGUUAACCUACCAUUUCCACUGAAGCUUCAAAAGUGGAGAUAUUGUUUAUAGUUGCAAUUACUUAUCAUUCUUUUAGUUAUUGGGUUUUAUAUAU